AGUUGAUCAAUAAUCUGAUUGUAAUUUUUAAUGUUUAGAGCACAGAAGAGGUUAAAUCGACGGUUGUUGAGCUUCGUUAACGGAAGAACUGUGGGAACAGAAAUUGGUUCAAAUUUGUGAAAGAGGACCAGAAAUGUUACUUAUUGCUGAUAUGUAGAUUAUCUGUUUUAGGGGAAAAUUUUGUGUUAAAGCAAUGUUUUUCUUAUAGUGACGUUUUGUGAGAUUUAUUAUUGUUGUUGAGGUGUUUAUGGUUCAUCCUUUAGGAUUUGGUGAAUCUAAGUUUUUUCUUUUUUCUGAUAAAUCUGAUCAAAAUUGAUAGAAUAGAAAUGCUUGAUGCCUUGUUAAUAAUUAGACAAAAUAACUUAUAACACACAUGGUUUGGAAAGUUUGUAAAAAAUUGUACGAGACUCUCUGGUUUUCUUUUCAAAUAUUGUACAGAAUUCUAUUUUUAAGGAUUUUGUGUAAUGUUAUCAAACUACAGAUAGAUUAUAAGUAAUUUUCUCUAAUUAUUAUAAUUAAGUGAUGGGUAGGAAAUAGGAAUGAAGCCAUUUUCCGAAAAAGGGUGUAGUUAAGUAACUAUACGGUGGCUAUGCUAUCCCGGCCGGGCCAUAGUUUGCUCUGUUCUUUUAUUUUCUUGCAAAUGGUUUUGAUUCCUUAUCUUGUGUUCUUAGAAUAUUCGGAAGAAAAAAGAAUGUCGCAGUGUUUUUGUGCGAAACAAUAUGGUUCAAUCGCAUAUGUUUUUGUAUAUGAGUAUGCAUUCUUGCUUAAGGGCUUAUGUUAUCUCAUAGUUCACCUUCUUGCUUUAUGUUCUUCUUGAAAAAGAUUCUUGCUUAAGGGCUUAUGUUAUCUCAUAGUUCACCUUCUUGCUUUAUGUUCUUCUUGAAAAAGAUUAUAUGAGAUUGAUUCUUAUGCUAUAUACGGUUAAGUUGAAAAACCCUCAUCACCUAUUUUUGCAUUAUUGACAAAUCAUCUUUCUGUUGUUGUUGUUGUCAGAACCCAUAACAGUCUCAUCAAGUUGUAUUUAUUUGUCUUUCCUAGGAUGGUGGUUUCUCAAGACAAAAUGGACACUUUGAGUUUGUCCUUUUGUGGUCAGAAGUGUAUAGAUACACACCAUUCCUUUUUUGUACCAAGGAAAUUAAUUCCGUGUUAGCAUAAUGGUUGUUGUGGUUGCCUUACUCAGCUCGAGUGGGGAAGUGAAGGAGUGUGGUGGUUUUGAGAGCGUGUGUAGUGAGAGAAAAAUUGGCCAUUGAAUAAGUGUUCGAAAGUAUAUUGGUGCCGCACUUAUUCUUCCCAGCAUAUACUAUUAUAAAUUAAAAAGAAAAUGAAAAGGCUUGCUUUUCGACUCCAGUCACCCCCGAUGCUGGAAAGGGAAAAAGUAAAUUCUCGAAGCGCAUUUCUCAUGGCUUCCAUCUUGUGAAGGGAAAAGCAGCUCAUGCCAUGGAAGACUGUUUGGUUUCUGAAUUCAAGAUAGUUGACUCGUACGAGUUGGGUCUAUUCGCCAUUUUCGAUGGGCAUAUGGGACAUGAUGUCGCGAAUUACUUGAAAGAACACUUGUUCGACAAUAUUCUAAAGCAGGACGGAUUUUGGACCGAUACGGGGAGUGCGCUAAAGAAGGCGUAUCAGGCGACAGAUAAGGAAAUUUUAGAGCAAUCGUUUCAGUUGGGAAAAGGCGGGUCGACAGCAGUUACUGCAAUAUUGAUCGACGGACACAAGCUUGUUGUCGCAAAUGUUGGUGAUUCUCGAGCAAUCAUCAGUAGGAAAGGCGUCGCUAAGCAACUUUCGAUUGAUCAUGAACCGAGCAAAGAGAAGAAGCUAAUCGAGAGCAAGGGUGGCUUUGUAUCGAACAUUCCCGGUGAUGUCCCUCGAGUCGAUGGCCAGCUUGCAGUGGCCCGCGCAUUUGGCGACAAGAGCUUGAAGAGACAUCUUAGUUCAGAACCUGACGUAGCAGUCGAGAUCAUGGAUGACGAUGUUGAGUUGCUCAUUUUGGCGAGCGACGGAUUGUGGAAGGUGAUGUCGAACCAAGAGGCUGUCGACUCGAUCAAGAACAUCAAAGAUCCAGAAUCAGCUGCAAAGCAUCUGAUUGAGAUGGCGGUGUCGAGGAAGAGCAAAGACGAUAUCUCUUGCAUCGUCGUCAGGAUUCAUUGAUCGAUCUUGUGUAAUUGUCGACAUAUUUCUUUCUGUGUUGUGUUUGUUUAGGGUAACAUUUAUAUAUAUAUAUAUAUAUAUAUGUAUGGCCUAGUGUAAAUUUCUGCAAACCUUCAAAAUGUGGAAUCAAUCGCCAUGAAUAUGUUUUAGUUACAUUAAAGUAUGUGCAUGUGUAGCCAAUGCAGCAAUUUUUCAAGCAUAUGUUGGCUGUCUU
Molecule: messenger RNA, 2359 nt
Organism: Andrographis paniculata
Lineage: Eukaryota; Viridiplantae; Streptophyta; Magnoliopsida; Lamiales; Acanthaceae
Product: probable protein phosphatase 2C 58
Exons: 5
Coding region: 1438-2145 (235 amino acids)
Biological process (GO): protein dephosphorylation
Cellular component (GO): nucleus; cytosol
Molecular function (GO): protein serine/threonine phosphatase activity
Source: RefSeq, a predicted model, not a curated record